AUGAGCAGACGACAAUCGCGUGUUUCCAUCGAUGUUCGCCAGAACGACACCCUCCUCGAGUUCGAGAACUUCAAGAAGAAAUUUCUCCUUGCCAACAAGCACAUCACAAAGUUGAACUCGACCCUGAGCGCGCGGAUUGAAGAACUCCAGGCCCAGAUUUCUACCCUCUAUGUCGAGAACCUCCGACUCCGGGCCUCGGAAAUAGCACUCACAUCGCAGUUGAAGAAGGAGAGGGAGAAGUCGAGGAAGAUCUUGGCAGAUACGGAGUCCGCGACACACACUCUCAUGAAACAGUUGGGACUCAUCCGAAAGUCUUUUGGUGUCCCUCAUGGACGAUCUUCUACGCCGGAGUCCCAUCCUCAACCUCCACGCGCGAAGCGUCCCAUCCCUGAUCCUAAUGUUUCCCCGCCGCCCAACCGCAUCGCUCGUCCUCCGACCAUCCCGGUUCUCUUGGAGGACGAAGAGCCAAAUCAGUCUUCCCCGGAAGACAUUGACGUUGACGAGCUACGGGAGUCCAGCCCGACUCUGCCGAAGAAGCGCACUAAGACCAAGUCACGGAUGUCUAGUACGAGCCGUCUGCCGGUUCCCUUGUCGAAGUCACCACCACCAGCUGUCGAGGUGAUACAGCUUGAUUUCGAUGAUCAGCUGAACAAGACUGGAAAGCGACGACCCUCGCGGCGACAGAGUGGUCUGCUGACGAGCGUCUCCAUCACGGCUACCGUUACAGACGGUCUUGAUCGCCCUCCAAGCCCCGCUCCCGCUUCGCCAAUGCGCAGAGCCCUGGAAGAGGACGAAAUAGCUGCCGCAGAGCCCGAUGAGGACGAGGUUGAGGCGAUACUUCAGAGCGUGACGAAGAGGAAGAGCAAGAAGGACAGGGAGAGCGACCGCGUGCGUGACUCUGACGUCGAUAUGUACGCGGAGGUACCUCGACCACGCGAACGCAAGAAGCGCGUCACAGAAGAGCCGCUCGAGGUCCCUGAGGGCAGUAAGUCGAAGCUCAAAGACGUCACCAACGCUCAAGCGAGUCGUGCUACCCUGCCCCUGCUUGACACGAUGUCAGAUCGGGACCGACAGCACACGCCGGACGUUGAUGCACCCACGUCUGCUACUAGCUAUGCUAGCACCUCCACACGCAACUUCCUCUCCACGCCCGCUACGACUCCUGCGCCUCUGUCCAAGCCCCCAUCACAACUGCUCACGCCACGCUCCUCAAGCCCUGUUGAGCCUCCGCCUCAGUCAGAGUCGGAGCCCUCAACGACCGGGCGUGAGCGCAGGGUUCGAAAGAGCAUCAACUAUGCGGAACCAAAGCUCAACACGAAAAUGCGUAAGCCCGAUCCGGUCCCGUCAGCGGCGUCGGCGACGUCGAAACGCUCUUCCACCUCGGGAGCACACGAGGAACCUCUUCCUCUCUCUUCCCGAUCCUCAUCGUCAAACACCGCAGAUGCCGAAACCGAGCCCGCGCUUGCGGGCACCACGCGACGCAAGAAGUCCCGGGCGUAUGCUCUUCCGGAAGACGAGGACGAGAGCGAGGGGACUCAAGCUGAUGCUGAGUUCGGCGGUUUACGCACCGGAAACUGGGGCAGUGUAGACGCGCGGCGACGCAGCGUGCACGCAUCGAGCGCACGCAGGGUCGAAGGCGACGACAUUCGACGACACAGUAUGGCGGUAUAGCGCUUCUGGCAGAAGGCCACGAGUCCUCCCAUUUCUGCUGUCGGGCUUUGGUGCGGAUGCAUGGCCGACCGCGCUCCCAGAGCCUCAAACCUAUCCUCGUAUCCGAAACAUAUCUCGAAGCCCGGCAUCUUGAGACAGUCCUGACGAUGCCGGCGCGACGGUGCUGGGCACGAAGAUGAUCGUCGCGCCGGCUGCGAUGCGUUUAUGACCAUGGUUGAUGAUGACUUCCUAUGAUAUGAUACGCGAUAUGUAUGAUCCGCGAGACCUUUUUGGCUGCAUCUUUUACUUACGGCGUCUUUGCGCUAUGCACUGGACAUAUAAUUCUACCUCCUGUCUACUUGUUAGCGCGCCAAGGGAACG
Molecule: messenger RNA, 2031 nt
Organism: Dichomitus squalens LYAD-421 SS1
Lineage: Eukaryota; Fungi; Basidiomycota; Agaricomycetes; Polyporales; Polyporaceae
Exons: 6
Coding region: 1-1671 (556 amino acids)
Biological process (GO): meiotic chromosome segregation
Cellular component (GO): nucleus; chromosome, centromeric region
Source: RefSeq, a predicted model, not a curated record